Messenger RNA from Prorocentrum cordatum, 1494 nucleotides. NCBI's taxonomy places the organism in Eukaryota, Dinophyceae, Prorocentrales, Prorocentraceae. The record is from the annotation of a GenBank genome assembly.
GGAUCGAGGCCAUUUGCCAGCAUGCCCUUUGCGAGUCGUGGAACGCGCUUGUGUACACACGGCCAGCCUCGGCGGGGUGCCGCCGCCGCUGCCCCCGCCGCGCUCGCGGGAGAGCGCGGAACUUCGGGGCCGGCGCCAAUCGUCGGCCUCAGGAGCCUCGUUCCCGGACCCCCUCGGGUCAUGAAAAAUUCGCGACGGGAGGUGUUCCUUUAUUUUCUCGGGUUUGGGUCAGGAGUCGCCCGCCCUCCGUGGCCAGGCUUUCUGCUCCUCAAGCGGGGCCAUGCCAUGCCGCCCCCCCCUUCCGCAGAGAAGGCGCCGAGGGGCCCGUGUGCAGACGGGCUGCGCCAGACUGCACCGCCGCUUUCUGCAGUUCCACAAGUGGCUCAGAUGCCGUCCACCACCACCCGUGGCCAUGUUGGUUCUGGCCAGCGGUUGCGGCGCCUGCUCGGCGGGCGCGUCGGGCUUGGGAUGGCGUGGGAGGCGGCGCGCGGGGAGCUGCUGGACGGCGGCCUGUGCGUGGUGCGGGGCCUGCUGGGCGACGACGGCCGCGCCGCCGCGGCGCUGAGGCACGCAUCCCUGUCGCUGUUCGCCGCGGGGGGCAUGCGGCCAGGAGCGCUCGGCGGCGGCGGCAGCGGCGGCGGCGGGCAGGCGGUCGACAAGGCCUGGCGGGGCGACUACGUCGCCUGGCUAGGCGAUGACGGCCCGCUGGACCCGCCGCCCUCCGGGCGCGGGCGGCGGGACUCGGCGGUGGCCGCGGCGGCGCUCUGCGCGGGCUCGCCGCUGCUCGGGGGGCGCCGCGGCUUCUGGCCGCCCAGCCGGGAGGAGUGGUCUGCGCUGCUGUCGAAGCUGACGGCGGGCAUGGACGCCGCGGUGAGCCGCCUCCACGGGCCCGGGCUGGUGCGCGGCGACGUGAUGGCAAGCGUGUACCCGCCUGGCAGGGGGGCUGGCUUCCGCCGGCACGUGGACAACCCCGAGGGCGACGGGCGGCGGCUCUCCGCCGUGUACUACGUCAACGGCGCCUGGGCCGCCGCCGACGGGGCCCUGCUGCGCGGGUGGCCAGGCGGCCGCGAGCCUCCGCGAGAGGUGCUGCCCGAGGCCGACGUCCUGGUGGUCUUCCGGGCGGACACCGUGGAGCACGAGGUGACGAGGAACAGGAUUCGGGGCCAGCAGCUGCGCCACCUUCCCCCACGGCUACCGCUGCGCGUUCACCUGCUGGUACUACGACCUGGCGGAGGAGCAGGCGCACCGCGAGGCUGUGUGCGAGGGCAAGCUGCGGCGCCGCCAGGCUCUGCCCGCGCGCAGCCCGCCUCUGCCACCGGCGGGCAGCUACCGGGCCUGCAUGGUCGGCCGCUCGGCACGGAGGAGCGGGGGCCCAGAAGUGCUGGGAAGCGGGCCUUGGAGCCUGGUGUUCUCUCCAGGGCCAGCUGUGCGUCCCGAGUGUAGCUCUUUGGCAAUCCCGUUGGAUGCUCGUGUGGGAGACUUUCGCAGGGCCCG